AUGACUUUAAAUAAGACUGAUAUUUACUUUGAAAAUAUGUUUCUCUGCUAUCCACUCCUGCCAGACUCUUGUCCGAAACUGCAUCGUCUUACUGUUGUUAAAGUGGCGAUAUAUAUUUUAAUGGUGCUGAUGAUCCUCACAACAGUUUUUGGGAACCUGCUGAUCAUCAUCUCCAUCUCUCACUUCAAACAGCUUCAGUCUCCAACUCAUCUGAUCGUUCGCUCUCUGGCUUCCAGCGACUGUCUGCUGGGCUCUUUGGUCAUGCCGUACAGCAUGGUGCGAUCUGUUGAAGGCUGCUGGUAUCUGGGAGAUUUUGUGUGUAAAGUACAUUCUAGUUUAGACAUGAGCUUCUGUAUCUCCUCAAUACUGCAUCUCAGUUUAAUAUCUGUUGACAGGUACAUGGCCAUUUGUGACCCUCUAAGAUACAGAAUGAGGGUCACAAACAACACUGUGACUGUAUUUAUUACAUUCAUAUGGCUGUUUUCAAUUCUUUACAGCUUUUUUAUUGUGUUUUCAGGUGUAAACAAAAUUGGCUUGGAGUCGUUCAUCUUGCAGGUUUACUGUGUGGGAAGUUGUGUUUUGUUUUUUAACAAACAGUGGGGUAUUAUAUGUCCAAUUCUCACAUUUUUCCUUCCCGGGACGAUCAUGAGUUCUCUGUAUAUGAAAAUCUUUUAUGUUGCGCAAAAACAUGCAAAGAUAAUGUCAGAAAGAGUGACUGUGAUGGCAGCAAGAGGGUUGAAGAGCCAAAGCUCUGUUCACAGAGAGAGAAAAGCAGCUAAAACUCUGGCCAUUGUCAUGGGUGUUUUUUUGUUCUGCUGGCUGCCUAUUUUUAUUUCUACUAUCAUCGACUCUUUUCUUAAUUUUGUGACUCCAGCCAGUGUCUUUGAUGCUUUGGUUUGGUUUGGAUAUUUUAACUCCACUUGUAACCCAUUGAUCUAUGGUUUUUUCUACUCUCGCUUUCAGAAGGCCUUCAAAAUACUCAUAUCGUCCUGUAUUUAUGGCUUCAUUGACUCAAGCACCUUCACUUUUGAAUAAAUGUCAUUUUUAUAGCAGGUUAUCAUG
Sinocyclocheilus grahami is the source of this 1062-nucleotide messenger RNA. RefSeq names its product trace amine associated receptor 12i (gene taar12i). Gene Ontology annotation, molecular function: trace-amine receptor activity. Bases 1 to 1035 code for a protein of 344 amino acids. NCBI's taxonomy places the organism in Eukaryota, Metazoa, Chordata, Actinopteri, Cypriniformes, Cyprinidae. Gene Ontology annotation, cellular component: membrane. The record is from RefSeq and is a predicted model, not a curated record. Gene Ontology annotation, biological process: G protein-coupled receptor signaling pathway. The transcript has a single exon.